AUGGCAAUCGAGCAGGCACUUAACAACCUUAGGAAGACCACGGACGAUGUGGCAAAGUUUCUUCGCAUCGUGAAGACCAACGAUGUGCAGUUCGCUAUCCGAGGCGCGGGUCAACAGCCCCUAGAGGCUUGCUCCAACAUCGAAGAUGGCAUCACUCUUAGUCUACGCCGACUCGCAGACAUAAAGCUCAAGCCUGAGAAUAACGUCGUCGCUGUUGGCGCUGGCGCUCUCUGGGGUCAGGUGUACGAGAGGGUGCAAGCUGCAGGGCUUGGCGUAGGCGGUAGUAGAUCUGCAAAAGGUGGUAUAGGCGGCCUCUCGCUAUCUGGCGAUCUUUCGUUCUUUUCUACACGAGAGGGUUUCAUUUGCGAUAAUGUGGUCAAUUUCGAAAUCGUCCAGGCCAACGCCACGGAAAACGAAGAUCUUUGGAGGGCACUCAAAGGGGGUGGAAACAAUUUUUGGCGUCGCCCCUUCUGGGGUGGUUUUAUCUUCUACACGGUCGCAGAUAAUAACUAUCAGGGUCAAGUUGAAGCUAUGGUAAACGAGCUUCGCAAGCCGGACGCCUCGGAUGAGACACAUAUAAUGGUCAAUGUAGGCUACUCGAAGCAGUUUGGUGGAAUUGUGAUGGGACUUAAUGAGAUUUACUAUACCGGCCCCGAUGCCGCUUCGGCCUACGGACCCAAAGACGGAAAUACCGGCAAAGUUCGCGUACCAGCUAUGCUCGAGCCCUUUACAACAGUCAAGAAUCAGGUGGAGAGCCUUAACUCCCUGCGCGUAAUGACCCUAGUAGAAGGCGCUAGCGAACAUGCUGUGGCAUCACAAGAGCACGUACGCUGUGCCUACAUGAAUUGCACGGUGCGGGCUGACACAGACACGCUACUUGCCGCCGCCGACAUCUACACUAAGGCUAUCGAGCCCUUGAAGCCCAUCGAGGAGACCACUACCUGCUUGACGCUAAAUGGCUACCCCAGCUCCGUCCUCCAAAAGACUAAAGAGCUAGGGGGGAAUGUACUCGGCCUAGAUAGAGGGGAGUCGCUGGUGUCGGUGCUUUUGCUGACGUAUUGGAAGAACAGGGAGGAUGACGAGAAGAUCAUACCUGUACUGCGGGAGGCCCUGGAUGAUAUCGAAAAAGACGCCGAUCAACGUGGCCAGAAAGUCCCGUAUGUCUACCUCAACUACACGUCUAACUUCCAAGACCCAUUCACCUCCUACGGCGAGGAGAACAAAAAGUUCUUGCAGGAAGUUAGUCGAAAGUACGAUCCUCAUGAACUAUUCCAGAAAAACGUCCCCGGUGGACUCAAGCUAUUUGCAUAA
Molecule: messenger RNA, 1311 nt
Organism: Hypoxylon trugodes
Lineage: Eukaryota; Fungi; Ascomycota; Sordariomycetes; Xylariales; Hypoxylaceae
Product: FAD-binding domain-containing protein
Exons: 3
Coding region: 1-1311 (436 amino acids)
Molecular function (GO): FAD binding
Source: RefSeq, a predicted model, not a curated record